Molecule: messenger RNA, 4818 nt
Organism: Labrus mixtus (cuckoo wrasse)
Lineage: Eukaryota; Metazoa; Chordata; Actinopteri; Labriformes; Labridae
Exons: 6
Coding region: 179-775 (198 amino acids)
Source: RefSeq, a predicted model, not a curated record
AUCCCAACCUGGGUUGAAUCAACUCAAGUCUGAAGAUCCGCCAUUUCAAAGCGCGGAGGAGCUAAAAGGCUUGUAGGAAGUUUUGUAAAUUUGUAUUUUUUUUUAACUAAUAUAUUUCUUAUUUUCUUAGCGAGUUAUAUAACAUUUUGAAUCUACCUCCCUGGCAUCACCAGCUGAAAUGGAUGCAGACACAGAAGAAAAGAUGACAGAAACUUUGAAAACUUCCAAAGAGGAAUCUGCGACAGCAGUAAUGGACAACAAAGCUAGGGGUCGUGGGUUUAGAGGCCGAGGGGGUCGGAUGAGUCGAGGCGGCAUGCGUGGUGGGCGGGGCUUGAUGAAAGGGUUCGGUCCACCUGGACAUGAGAGGGGUCGACUGAAACAUGGGCCCAUGAAUGGAUUUGCACCCAUGAGAGGCAUGAGGAGAAUGCGACCUUACCCAGACCUUCGAGGACAUAGAGGCAGGGUUGGACCAAUGGGCAUGGGCCCUCCUCCCCCUCCCCCUUUUCCCCCACCACCACCGCCCAUGCACCUGAGGAGCCCCUUCCCACCUAUGCCCAGGCACGGACCCCCCCCACCUCCACCUCCAGGUCAUCCAGGGUUCAGAGGGCGUCCACCACACCCUCGAGGCCGUGGUAUGCCACCCCCCGGGCCUCGACGCUACUUCAACCCCCGCGGCCCGAGAGGCUACCACAAUGGACCGGUGUCUCCUCCGCCUCACCCCCCACCUGGCAGAGGCCAGAGGUGGCCAGGGCCCCCUGGUGGCCGACGCUUUUAACACAGCCUGCCCUAAAAACAAUAACAAAGCACUUGUUAAUGUAGAAGGGGCCGAAAAGUGGUGCAGUAAAUGAAAUGCCCCUUAACUAUGUGUAAAACAAAGUCUUUGAGUAUCUUCAUGGCAUACUCUGUGGCCAAAUGUCUGGUUAUUGAUUUUGUCUACUGGCAAAUGUGAAAAUGACAACUGAGGAAAACAGCUUUGUAAAAGGCACCCUGGCAUUCUGUUACAUUCUGUUAAAGAAAUACUGUUGGUGCUGUUGGAACCGUUUGACAAUGUUAAGAAAAAGUUUUCCUCUAAAGGGGCAACACUCUUGUCAAAGUUCAUUAAAUGUUCUGUGUUUUUCUGUUGUUGUUAAGUCACCCUGUAAGCUCUAGCAAAUGUUCCCGAUCCUUUUUAACAAUAUAAAAUGGGUGACAGUGCUUAUAUGAAGAUGGGCGACAUUUAACAAAGGCGUACACAACAGCUCCAAGCACUGCAUUUAUGGUUUAGCACACCGUGGACCUCCCUUACUUUCCUUUUGUUACAUGGAAUAGUUAUGUUUUUAUAACCUCUCAGAGCAGUGCAGCACAUACUGUUUAACAACGAAAUAUUUUUUUCAAGAGAACAGACGAUAUUCCACCACUCAAGUAUUCAUGAGUAUUUCAUUUCUUCUGAUUAUGUAUCGUUAAUGUGCAGCUUUUUUAAGUUGAGUAUUGCUGUUUGGAACAUUCAUGUUUGUCUCCAGCAAACGUUUGUGUCAUGACAAAAAGGAAAAGGCAUUAUAAAUGAACAGCAUAGUAGCUUUUAUAAAAGAAAGCCAAUUCCAUGAGUAUUUGCUUCAGUUAAGGAUAAGAAAUUACUCUUUAAUGUGUUACAUUUGUUUGAAGUGUUAUUCCAAACUUAAUUCACUGUAAUUAACAGAACUUUUGUGAACCUGUGAAUGUGUUUGAUGAAAUUCGUCAAGACAUAUGACGUAGUAGUGGAGAGAAAAAAUAAAAUAAAACGACAACAACAAAAAAAAAAAACUCAACUUCUCUUUUUUUGUUUAUUCAGAAAACAAGUCUGAGAGUUGUCAUAACCAUUUACAGCAAAUCUGUAAUAAAUGAACGAGAUUUGCAGUGGCAAAAACUAGAAAUGUUCACAGGGGCACGAUAACACAUGUCACUUCAUCUAUGAGACGAGUGAAGAUCUAAGUCAUGUAAAGACCACUGCAAAGAUUACCAUCUUUAUAUUGACACCAUUGACUGAGAGCGGAGGACCAAGAGCCCCGAAUCAAUGCAAUACUCAGUGGAGCUGAGUCUUAUCUGCAGGCUGGACAUUAAAAAAAAAGAAAGGAUUGAAAAAUAGCAGAAGUGUUAAUAAAAUAAAUAUCAGUUUCUCAGUUGCAUUGCCAUCCAUCUUGACAUAACUUAAAGUGAUUGGAGGUCUCCACCAACAGCUUUACUUGAAAAUUCAGUGGUAGCAUGUCUAAAAGGAGGACAUCAUCUGCAAAGGAUAAAGAAACACUCUGAUAUGACACUGGACUUUCACAUUUUCUUGCUACUUCAGACAAAUAUCAUUAACAUCUUAAUUUUAGAUUUGGAUGACUUUAGAGGCUCUGACAAAUACGUGUUCUGACAUGCAUGUUUUUCUAUUCCAGUUGAUUUUAGUGUGUUUGUUGGAUGAAGCAGAGAACAGAUUAUGUGAUACAGGAUUUUCUUAUUUGCAGUGAUUUACAAUUACGGCUCCAUUUUAGGGGACAUUGAAUGAAGUGGACACUGAUUUAAAAAGAAUGCAUCUUUUUAGGUUUUACAAGCUUAUGAAGGGCUUGACCCUCUCUCUUUUUAGGAAUGCACUGAUCAAACUUUUUUUUACUUAGUACUGAUCCCAUUCUAGAGUUUUAUUUAAAAAGUCUUCUGAUGUGGAACAGCUUUGGUUAUUUUUUUUAAUGUGUAAGGCAACAUGAGGGUGACUUAGAUAUUGCUAUGCUAACAAAAAUCUAACUUAAAGAACAUACAAUAGUAAUUACAUAUGAAGUAAAUUAAAAACAAAAAAAACAGAACACAGGUAUUGUCGUGUUAAAUCACAUUUAAGUCACAAACUUGUGUGACGUUAAAACCUUGGACUGCUCUUUCGGCCUUGUGCAUGCGGGAAUAAUUUCUUUGAGCAUAAUGACAGGCCUGCACUCUGCUGAUGCAACAGGAGCAUAGAAUACAAUUGAACAGCUUAGCUGAGGUUUUGCCUCAUUCUCCUCAACAUCUGAUCCAUAUACUGAAGUCAGUAUCAGUUUGGUCCAUCACUGCUGUUUUCCUUCUAAGGUUACUGAAUAUAUCGAUUUAAAAACAGGUGAUGUAGUGCGAAAGCCAGGUCACAUAAAGAGUGGAGUGUUUUAUGUUCUGCUUGCACAAACAGGGAUUUGUCCAUUCCUCUGGGUAAAAAAGCACUUAGUUCCCUCAGCCACCAAAUCUCUACAGAACACUGAAACAUGGCUGCAGGUGUACAGCUGGCCUACAUGAUACAUUGAUUCACAGGCAGGUGUUGCCCUCUCUCUCUUCUGUCUGUCUUUCUCCAUCUCUUCAGCACCUUCAGUACAUUUUGCUGCCUUUUCCGUCUCUGCAGUCCCUUCUUGUUCUGUCCCUUCUUUGGUUGAUUGUAACAGACUGACUGUUGUUGUCUCCUGAAGGGGGGCACACAGUACAGUUAACCUCCCAGGCUCCAGGAACCCCGGCUCCCUCCCUCCCAUCUCUCCCCUCCUUCACCAGCGGCGUGACACCUGAGGUCCGGCACUUCACUUGAAAAGGUGAGCCUCCUCUUGUGUCUUAAAUCCCCUAAACCCCUCCCCUCCCCUGACGCCUGGAGAUUCUCUCUUUCAGGUUGGAAGUCACUGAGACACUUGAGGACUAUGGGUAAGAGCUCAAGGUACUUUAUCUUUUAUUAUUGGCAUCAAACAAGUAAACAUAAGGGUAGGGGACGGAGCAUGCUGGUGAAGAAAAGAUAAAUCUCUAACCAGAAUUAUUGCACUUAUAACAAACGUGGAUAUUUGUACACGUUCAGCAGGAAAGCAGAGGUGUGGAAAAUAUUUAGGAUAGCUAAAGUUCUGUUUUGCUGCUAAGUGCAAUUAGUAGUGUUAAAUAAUAAAUCGAUGCAUUUGUAGUCUGAAGCACUUGGCUGCAAACACUGGACAAAAAGAGAAGAGAUUGGUAUUAAAUAUUCAAAAUCUCUCACUUGUGUGCCUGAAAGCUUACAGGAAUUGUAGCAGUAUUAAACUCUAAACUGUUGUUUAUUCCACUGGGGGGGGGAGUAGACCAGAACAAUUAUAAUUACAAAUACAUAAUCAUGAUGUUUUUUUUAAUGUAACUCAGCAUUUGUUAAAAAAAAACUCUCACAAAUUGGAUAAAGACCCCAUAGAAAAUGUUACAAGACACGGAUGCAAAAAGAUGUCUGUGUUCCAGUGUUAAGAUUCUCAUGGUAUGCUUUUGUGUUGUUAUAAAAAAACGGUUGCAUAACCUAACUAGGAAUGCUAGAUGUCAAGCUUUAAUAACUGUCAAGUGGACUGAAUAUUUGUAGGAUUUAGAUGUUCAUAUCGACCCAAAUGAGGACAAAGAGAGGACGUUAAGUGUCUGUGCUUGUUGUGGAGCUGAAUUUCUUGAACCUGCAGUGUACAAAUCAAAACCAGAAGAAAAUGUAAACCUCUGGAUUUCGUUCUAUAUUAAGUUCAUUUCAGUCACAAUAAGAUGCCUUUAGAUUCUUAGAUAUGAACUGGUUACAUAGUCAAGUUUUAAUACCAUUUGUGGUCUUGAUGGGAUAGAAAGCUGAUGACUCUCAUAGUAACUUGUCUUAGAUACUGCUUUGUAAAACAAAUUAUAAAGCAGAAACAGGGGAAGGGGUGGAAGGUGUCAGCGAUGAUAUAUAUAUAUAUAUAAGAGAUUUUUACCAGAAAAUCUUUGAAAACAACAGGUAUGCAAGUAUUUGUUUCCAAUCAUUCAGUCUGACAACAUGUGGUUUUCACUGUUGAGCAGUAGAUCGUUAAAUCAUUUUGCCUAUGUUUUGUGUUUACAAUCUAUUCAAUAAAAGCAAUAAAGACA